Messenger RNA from Truncatella angustata, 1480 nucleotides. RefSeq lists its product as uncharacterized. The record is from RefSeq and is a predicted model, not a curated record. Gene Ontology annotation, molecular function: DNA-binding transcription factor activity. The transcript is spliced from 3 exons. Gene Ontology annotation, biological process: regulation of DNA-templated transcription. NCBI's taxonomy places the organism in Eukaryota, Fungi, Ascomycota, Sordariomycetes, Amphisphaeriales, Sporocadaceae. Bases 90 to 1196 code for a protein of 368 amino acids.
UGUCACAGAAAUAUUCAGCAUCCCCACUGACUCCAUGAAGCUCUAGGUCCAUUUUCUGAGAUUUCUGUAUAGACCGUGGAAAAGAGAAAAUGAAUAGUGAACACAGCUUGAUGCCUUCGGACCAGGAGAUGGAAGAAAACUGGGUUAAUAUUCGAGACGCUGCAUUACGCAAAAGGAUCCAAAAUCGCCUUGCCCAACGGAAACAUCGCCAGAGAGUUCAGGAACUGAGUGCCUGCCAAGGUAACGUGGCGCAGAACAGCAUGGGCCUAACGGCCACUAGUUCCUGGAACUCGGCAGACCUUCAAGGCGACCAAGCCGCAAUGGCGGGAAACCCCGGCCGAUUUGAGUGGGUUCCGGGAUCACGUACCGACGGUACGUCUGAGGCUGUCGGCGGUGAUAAUACUUCAGGCAUGGCACCCGAUGCGGGAAGCUCUGCCAUGAGGAUGGAUUUUCAGCAGGAUAGGGGCGGUACAAGAGCCUUUAAUUUCGCACAAUAUUCUAAUGGUGGUACGUCUUCACCAGUAGUCCGAUCUGACCAGCCUCCGCCAUGGGACAUGAUGCCGCAAUCAGAGAACAACCAACAGCAACAAGGUAUGGUGAGACUUCCAGAAGGUACAAACCCUCCGGCGAACUUGGCAGUGCGGAGUACACCCGAGCACCGAAGAAGGCGCUCGAGCCCGUCUAUCAUGAGGGUGGCCUUCGAUGCUGCCGAAAAUGGCGCUUUCGAGAGUGGGAGUUCGAGCCGACAGUGUCUCCCGUGCACCACUAGAUUGACCGAGCCCUCGCGGAUAGAACCUCAAGCUAGUUAUGAGCUGCGAUCAGCCCCUUCGUCUAGCUCCGGCCGUGGCCAUACGCCCCAUUACUCGGGCUCGUCCCGCUCUUCGAGAUCUUCAGGGAUACUCCGAGAACACGGCAUAGAUCUAGGUGAAAUUUUGUCACAUACGGAACCUAAGAGGAGGCCCUCGGUCUCGGCGCCCUCGAGGCCGAGAACAAACCCACAGCUAUCCGAUCGAUGUCCGGAACACUCAUUGGUAGAGACCAGCCCUUCUAGUCUCGAUAUCAACAGCGACGAUGACUGGAAUCACCCCAUGGGUCUUGGCACGGCCCAGGACAGCCACAACCACGAGUACAUAGAAGGGUUACGUCCUCGAGUAUCAAAAGUCGUAGUUGUAUAUUUCGAUGAAACCCCGCGCUGAUCAACGGCCAAGUGGGUCCCACUGUAUACUAGAUGAUUUGGCUCUUUGGAAGGGUUUUAUUUCGAGACAUGUUAUGCUUUGGGUUUACCCGUACAAGAAGUGAGUGGGGCCGCGAUCGACGACCAGACGGCGGCCGAACGCUCACUGCAAUAGAUUUAUAUUUGUGGAGCAACGCAGAACCUGCCUCGUGAUUAAAAAUAUGCCCAUGUCUGAAUUGCUCAUGGGGUUGCCAUUCCCCGGUUGGUGAACGAAUUUUGCGCCGCUACACACACGCCCCGCUUCAG